AGACUCCUCGUCUCCAUAGCCGCAGCCGCCACAUUCGACGGAGAUAGGAUUGCCUCGCUGGUUCAUCGUAUUUUCUAAUUCGUCACGCGUCUUCUCGUUGGUUCUGUGUAAUCACGCUACUGUUUCACGAUUCCGUCUCCUGGUACAUCUCGGCUAAUGUCAUUCUGAAUGAAUCUCGUGAGAAGUCAGCACCUUUUCAGAAUACUGAGGAGAGACAAGCUCCCCCAAAUGGUCAGCUUGUCCGUAUAUAUUACAUUGAUCUGAAUGUCGUUUACUAUUUGGUUUCAGGGAUGAAAAAUUUGUUGCAGGCUUUAAGUGAAAAUGAGACGUGUUCUACAGUAAAGCUCAGUAUAAAUUCGAGCCUGUUGAUAGAAAAUCUCUGUCUUCCAUUCACUCCUUUCAAAGAUACUCCUCUUUAACGUUCCGUGUCAUGGAUGCGCCAAAUCCCAAGCGAAUUUUCCGGGCUCCUUCGGUUACCUCCUCCGUCGAAAACCCUAGUUCCCUCCCUUUGGCUCCAGGUUUCAACCAGAGCAACGUCGAUGUGACUGUCUCCUCUUUCCUUUCAUUGUCGGACUUGCCUUUGUUCUCCUCGCCACUCUCUAUUGGCUGCUCCUUUGAUCGAGUGCUUGAUAAAGUUAUCUCCUCAGACGCCAGAACUUCCGGUGAUGAUUUUGAUCAGGAUCGCUUCCUGGAUCGCACUCUCCAACUUGCAUCGCUUCUUUACGAGUCCACCAAACGGUGCAUCAGGAAGCGCGCCACCCUUCAAAAUUCCAUAUCCUGGCCUCUCCUUCCUGAACUAACGACUAAGGUAUUUUCAAUGCUUGAUACAAAGUCCCUAAUGCAAGCCUCUGCGUGCUGCACAAUGUUCAACAAGUGUGCUAUGGACCGUGUAUGUUACUCCCAUAUCGACUUGACACUGGCUGCUAAAGAUGUUGAUAAUGGAGUUGUGUGUAUUAUGAUCCAUCGGGCUGGAAAAGAACUCAGAUCCCUCAAACUUGGUUGUGUUUCUCUUAAAUCUUUGCUUACAAGAUCUUGUCUUGCUCCACUAUAUUUUAAUCAUGGUUUUGCUGGGGGUCUCUUGAGAAGCCUACACCUUUACAAUCUCAUAUUAAUGGAUAGAAAAUCCAUAUGUGAUGUGUUGGCAGCCUGUUCAAAUCUCACUGAUUUGAAGAUUGUUGGAUUUGUUUCACGUGACAUUCUAAAUCCACUGGAGCAGUUAGCGUCAGUCACGAGAAAUUGUCGUUUGAUGGAGCACUUGUUCUUAGAAAACUAUUAUAGGUCAACAGCAGACCUUACAACAGAUUCAAACUUGGUAGAGUUUGUGGAUGAUUGCCCCAACUUAACUUCGCUAACGCUCCAACAUUUUGCGUUAAAUGACGCAAGAGCCCGAGUAAUCAUUAACGGGUUUCGUCAACUUAAGUACAUUAAUCUGUCAGGACUGCAUGGAAUAAGUGGUUGCUUUUUAAGGAAUUUGGGACAUAACUGCGGAGACAGUCCACUCGAGACUCUAUUAUUGCGCAACUGCUAUACUCUAGAGGAGAGAGAAGUUUUGCUGUUUUUGAAUUCACUACUCGCGGGAGACUUCAAAUCCAUUCGGCACGUUGACGUAUCAAGCAACUACGGUUUAUUGUCUGAUGGAGGCAAUAGAACUUUUGAACCAAAAUUUCCUAUUAAGGAGCUGAAGAAACUAAGAUCAAGUCUCACAUUUGUGGCAAUUUUUCCAUCAUCAUCAUCGUCGUCAUCAUCAGCAUCAUCAUCAUCAUCAGCAUCACCAUCAUCAUCAUCAUCAUCAUCAGCAUCAGCAUCAGCAUCAUCAUCAGCAUCAUCAUCAUCAUCAAGCUCAGGAGAGGUAAAUUCAGACGGCAUCUCUUCCGGGAGUUCUUACUAUAGCAGCGAUGGGGUAGAGGAAGAAGAGGAGGGAGACUCGGGGUAAUGUUAUCUCUUCUUUUUUUUCUUUGUUAAAAACAAAUAUCAGAACGGUUUACUUUUCUUGGUUUUUUUGUCAAAAAUCAGCGAGUAUAUGUAAAUCAUAUUUAAAGGGGAAAAAAUGGAAUGAAUUCAACUGAAAAGUGGUUGCUCUGUUUCGACGGGCUUGUCUUGUCUAAUAUUUCGACAAUUGAGCUUAUGCUUAUCUCAAAAGGCCAAAAGCAGCAAUCGCGGACAAACC
Messenger RNA from Eutrema salsugineum, 2167 nucleotides. RefSeq names its product F-box protein At4g02760. Bases 431 to 1933 code for a protein of 500 amino acids. Gene Ontology annotation, molecular function: protein binding. The record is from RefSeq and is a predicted model, not a curated record. Gene Ontology annotation, biological process: SCF-dependent proteasomal ubiquitin-dependent protein catabolic process. Lineage: Eukaryota; Viridiplantae; Streptophyta; Magnoliopsida; Brassicales; Brassicaceae. The transcript is spliced from 14 exons. Gene Ontology annotation, cellular component: SCF ubiquitin ligase complex.